This is a messenger RNA of Danio rerio (zebrafish), 1354 nucleotides long. RefSeq names its product solute carrier family 35 member E3 (gene slc35e3). Gene Ontology annotation, cellular component: membrane. Lineage: Eukaryota; Metazoa; Chordata; Actinopteri; Cypriniformes; Danionidae. The record is from RefSeq and is marked provisional. Gene Ontology annotation, biological process: nucleobase-containing compound transport; organophosphate ester transport; carbohydrate derivative transport.
AUUUGUGAACUUCGCGUCGCGUUUGAGGACGUCAUGCGCGUGUGUUUGAGCCCAGCUCGAGUCCUAUAAUGAAAACCCGCUUUCACAGACUCAGCCACAGAAAGCAGUGGCGCUUUCUGUCUCUCUGCUGAUGCCCAAACCCAAGCAGAGCCCCAAAAACUGUUUCUCCAGGAAUAUACACUAGUCUGAAUGAGCUCAACGAUGGCGACGCGACUCUCUGACUUGUUCGGAAACAGCCGGAUUAUUGCAGGACUGCUGGUCAAUUUACUGUCUUCAGUAUGCAUAGUGUUCAUCAACAAAUGGAUUUAUGUGCACUACGGCUUCCCUAACAUGACUCUGACUCUCAUUCAUUUCGUAAUGACAUGGCUGGGGUUGUUUAUUUGCCAGAAGAUGGAUAUAUUUGCCCCCAAGAGUCUCAGACCGUCUAAAAUCCUCCUGCUGGCUCUGAGUUUUUGUGGUUUUGUUGUUUUCACUAAUCUAUCUCUCCAAAGCAACACUAUAGGAACAUAUCAGCUGGCCAAGGUCAUGACAACACCUGUGAUUAUAGCCAUCCAGACCAUGUACUACAGAAAGACCUUUUCCACAAAGAUUAAACUGACUCUAGUGCCCAUCACUUUAGGGGUCAUACUAAACUCGUACUAUGAUGUGCGGUUCAAUCUUAUGGGGAUGAUAUUUGCCACAUUGGGUGUCUUGGUAACCUCAUUGUAUCAAGUGUGGGUCGGCGCCAAGCAGCAUGAGCUUCAGGUGAACUCAAUGCAGUUACUGUAUUAUCAAGCACCCAUGUCUUCUGCAUUUCUCCUGGUGCUCGUGCCAUUCUUUGAACCCCUCACUGGAGACGGUGGUAUAUUUGGCCCUUGGUCAUUUCUGGCCCUGUUCAUGGUUCUGCUCUCUGGUGUUAUUGCCUUUCUGGUCAAUUUGUCCAUUUACUGGAUCAUCGGGAACACGUCUCCUGUUACCUACAACAUGUUUGGCCAUUUCAAGUUCUGCAUUACAUUACUGGGAGGGUAUGUUCUCUUCCAGGACCCCCUGUCUUUAAAUCAGGGUCUGGGCAUUCUCUGCACCCUCACUGGUAUCCUGGCAUACACUCACUUCAAGCUGGCAGAACAGGAGGAGGGCAAAAGCAGACUCACGCAGAGGCCGUAAAUCCACUGAUGUGUCAAUCAAUGACAACACAGAGUUCAGUGCCUGAUGACGUGUUCAGGAGAAGAUACCGUGAAGAUUAACCAAACAUGCACUACUGGUAAUCAGAAGUUUGGGAUUUUCUGCUUUUGUUUUUAAAAGAAGCUUAUUCUGCUCAAUAAGGCUGCAUUUAUUUGAUUUAAAAUACAGUUAAUGCUGUAAAAUUGUGAAAUAU